This is a messenger RNA of Lolium perenne, 2264 nucleotides long. Its product is annotated as aspartic proteinase oryzasin-1. Lineage: Eukaryota; Viridiplantae; Streptophyta; Magnoliopsida; Poales; Poaceae. Gene Ontology annotation, molecular function: aspartic-type endopeptidase activity. The record is from RefSeq and is a predicted model, not a curated record. Gene Ontology annotation, biological process: proteolysis; lipid metabolic process.
GAAAACUGGAAGGUUGCCCAGGUAAUGGUAGCGGGCUGGUGGGGCACGCGACCAGUAGUCUACGCACUUGCAGCGUGCGGGCAUACACCCGACCAAUGUUACAAAGACUGGCAGCGGGUGGGACCACACACUGCUACUACUCUACUAUGAGACAGGCAAUGGUACAAACUACACAACCUUUUUCAUGAGUGGACACAAGUGUGGUUUAGCAUGUUCCUGCAUCCACUUUUCCAAUCGAUCACAUAGUACUUGCACGGAGACAUUGACUUUCAACAAAUUUUACGGGUGAAUCCACCUUAUAGCAAAAGGGGAAAAAUCCACCUUGGGAUAGAAUCACCCCGUCCUGAUCUGACGGCUCACAGAAGUCCGCCAACGGUGAAAAUGAUCAUGUAGCUCUGUUCUAGCCACCCGGCCGAAGUUUAUAAAUGGACCCAAGGCGCCGCACUGUCCACAAGCUCGCAGGGCAGUCUUCUCCUUCCUUCCUCAGCACAGUUGAGACUCGCAGCGCAACCAUGGGAACGGGCCGCGUUGCGCUCCAGCACCUACUCAUCCUCUCCGCCGUGCUCAUCCUUGGCACGCCCUCGGAAGGUCUGGUCCGCAUCCCGCUGAAGAAGCUACCGUUGGUCCACGAGAACAGCCUCGUCGCCGGAGAGGAUGCUCAGAGCCUCCUCGCACAGCGCCACGGUCUCGUCUUUAACAAGGAGCCACAGCCGCAGCCAAAGAGUGAUAUUGUUAUAUUGAAGAACUACUUGAACGCUCAGUACUACGGUGAGGUCGGCAUCGGAACACCGUCGCAGAACUUCACCGUCAUCUUCGACACUGGCAGCUCCAACCUCUGGGUGCCCUCCUCCAAGUGCUACUUCUCGAUUGCAUGCUACUUGCACAAGAGCUACAGGGCCAGACGGUCGAGCACGUACAAGAAGAAAGGAAAAUGGGUAUCAAUUCAUUACGGAACUGGUGCAAUUGUUGGCUAUAUUAGCCAAGACAGUGUGCAAGUUGGUGGUGUAGUUGUGAAAAAUCAGGAUUUUAUUGAAGCUGCCUUGGAACCAAGUAUUUCUUUCAUGCUUGGAAAAUUCGACGGUAUUCUUGGUCUUGGGUUUAAAGAAAUCUCGGCCGGCGGUGCUGAACCUGUGUGGUAUAACAUGGUUAGCCAAGGUCUGGUUGGUAGCCCUGUUUUCUCAUUCUGGUUCAACCGACAUGCUGGUGAAGGGAAGGGAGGAGAAAUAGUUUUUGGAGGAGUCGAUCCUAAUCAUCACAAGGGAAGUCAUACCUAUGUCCCUGUUACUAAGAAGGGAUACUGGCAGUUUGAUAUGGGCGAUGUCUUGAUUGGAAGAAACUCCACAGGAUUAUGUAAAUCUGGUUGUGCAGCAAUAGUAGACUCCGGAACUUCGUUGCUUACUGGCCCCACGGCGAUAAUUACUGAGAUAAAUCAUAAACUUGGUGCACCUGGAAUAGUGAGCCAAGCAUGCAAGACCGUUGUUUCUCAGUAUGGGCGGCGGAUCCUGGAUUUGCUGCUAAAGCAGACGGAGCCAAAAAAGACAUGUGCCUUAGUCGAUUUAUGCCCCCUUGGUGGAUCUGAUGGUGUAAGCGCUGGUAUUCGAAGUGUCGUAGAAGAUGAUGGUGGGACAUCAGAAGGUGUUCUUUUGUGCAAGGCUUGUGAGCUGGCUGUUCAAUGGACGAUGAACCAAAUUGCUCAGAAUAACACUCAGGAUUCUAUAUUGCAGUACAUCAGUGAGCUAUGUGACCAUAUUCCUAACCCUAUGGGAGAGUCAUCCGUGGACUGCACAAAACUUGAAUCCUUGCCUGACGUCGCCUUCUCCAUCGGAGGCAAACAGUUUGUGCUAAAACCAGAACAAUACAUACUGAAGAUCGGUGAGGGUGAUGCUACCCAGUGCAUCAGUGGAUUCUCAGCUAUGGACGUUCCUCGUCCCCGCGGUCCUAUCUGGAUCUUGGGCGAUAUAUUUAUGGGAGCCUACCACACUGUCUUUGACUAUGGAAAAAUGAGGGUUGGGUUUGCCGAGGCAGCAUAGGUGGUGGCUGGAUGAGCCGCGGAAAACCAGUCCUUCAGGUCGGUUUGAUGGCGAUCGGCAAAGCAUGAAUAUGCAUAUAUGGCAUGUUGCUUAAUAAUGAGCGUGUGAUCGAACAUACUAAGCAUGUUUGUUAUCCUGGACAUUGAUGCAAUGCAGGCAGACUUUCAUCAUAAACUGUUGAAAUAUUGGACCCAUACAUAUUGGUCCAUACUUGAUUUCAGAUUUUCCUAUAAA